AAAAUUUAGCCCAAAAAAAGGAAAAAAGGAAAGAAAAAAAAUGGCAUGAUGUGGGUAGUGGAGCUGCAGUGGAAGGAGGCAAAAGUGCAACAACACACAAAGCUGUUGCCUGUUUCAGUUAGAUGUUUGCUUCUUCUUCUUCUUCCUUCUUCAUUCUGGACUCAACUCAGCUCAUCGAUUCGAUUAGAUUCGAUGUCGCUAAAUGAAAUCACAUCGUAAAUUGGCAAGAUUCACGAGUCUCUCUCUCUCUCUCUCUGCAUCUUCCUUCCCCUAAACCUAAUUACUAAUUACCAUUAGAAUUAUUAGAUUAGGCUGAUCCCCUUCUCCUUCUUCUACCUUUUCAUUACAAUCAUCUGGUGUCUCCACUUAUGUCGCACCAGCAUAUUAUUAUUAUAUAUAUUGCAUGUUUUGCUUUGAUCAACAAAUUCAGCUGAGCUGAGAGCUGAGCUGAACUGAGUUGACUCACCGAUCCACCAACAGAGAUGCACCCUCGCCAGCGCAGCCCCCGAGGCUUCUAUGCCACCUCCGAUUACCGCCAUCUCAACCGGGAUUCCUCCUUCUCAAGACCCCAUCCCAACCCAAAACCCUUCUCUCACCCUCCUCCUCCAGCACCCCCUCCGCCUCCCUCCACCUCCUCCUCCUCCCGCAGAGUUGCCCUCCUCGCUGGCGGAGACAUCUUCGUCGAAGCUGGUCGUCUUGCUGCGGAGUAUUUGGUCUCUCAGGGGCUGCUGCCCCCCAAUGCGCUCUCCUUCAAGUGGCAACAAAAUAACAGUUUCAAGAAGCACGGUGGCGGUGCUGGGGGCGGCGAAUUUCCGGUCGAGGGAGGUGGCCGGACCUCUGCUCUUGCGCGGCUAGGGAAUACGGUGGCAACUGAUAUUCCAUCUGGGAGGAGGAAGAUGGGGUUUGAUGAUUUUGGGCAGAAAGGUAGCAGGAGGAGAGGAAGUUUCAGGGGAAAUGGUUUGGAUUGGGGCGGUAGAGAAUUUAGGAGGAAUGGGUCAUGGUCUGAUAGGUCUAGGUAUACCCCUGAACGUAAGGAUAAUGAUGAUGCUGAUGACAGUUUUAGUAGACACAAAGAUGAGGACCUGAAUCAGCAACAGCACCGCCCCCACCAAAUUGGUGUUGCUGCUGAUGUUGAUAAACCAAAAUCCGAUUCCAAUGACACCGUGCCAAGCACCGAGACUGGAGAUACUUUGCAUGCUGAAGGAGACAAUGAUAUGCUUUCUGGGGAAUCCAUGGACUUGAAACAAACUUCUUCUGCUGAUGGAAAAGAUAAAAGCGAUGUGGAUGUGGAGGUUGCAAUGGAGAAUGCAAGUGCCGGAGUUAUGGAUGUCAAGGAUGGCACUGCUGACGAUGAUGAUACCGAGAAAUCCGGCGGCUCAAAGAAUUUAUCUGUUCAGUCCAGUGAUCAGGAGAGUAAUGAACCUAUUACUGAUUUGCUCUCACUAUUCAAAUUUAUUAAGGUGCCUACCAAGCCUCGCUCUUUGCGUGGACACAAGAAUUUGAAGGGUAAUCCGCAACAGAAUGUUGGAGAUGAAGACACUCAUGAUGCAGGGGAUCUUCAAGGACCUCAAGUAUUGGCUGAAAAUGUGUCUGUCAAAGUCUCCUCCUCAGGUGAUUUACUAUCUGACGUGGCUAAUGCCUCGGAACAUCUUGAAUCAAACAUGUCCAAUGUAGAACCUGAUCAUGAUGAUGUUGAUGAGGAUUUGAAAGAAUUAGAUACUGCAUGUAAUGCUGAGGUAGAUCAAUCUAUUGGAACUGAUUCUGGACAAGAUUUAGGUUAUAUGCAUGAUAAUAACCGUGAACCUAGUGCAACUCUAUUGGACCAUGGAAGUUGCGGUUCAAUGUCCGAGGAAAGAGGUGAAAAACGUGUUGCUGAAGUUGAUGAUUUGAGAGAGGAAAGCAAAAGAGUGAAAGAGUGGUUGCCAUCACUUCCCCCAAGGACUGAGGGUUACUUUGAAACCAUCAACACAAUUGGAAUGAAAGAGAUCACUGAGGAAGAUGAUCUUUCACAUCUUGACAAAGUGGCUAUGACCUCUGAUCAGGGAAGCCUGAUGACUACUUCACAGUUCACAGAAGUUGGUGAUAGAUCGAUUCUUCAUUGUUCAGAGGAGAAACAAUCGUUGCCAAGUUCGUUUAGAACUUGUGAUCUUAAUCUCAUGGAAGCGUCUGAAGUCCAUGAAAAUCAAGCUAAUCAUCCAAUUCUUAUUUACCCCCCUGUUUCUGAAACUAAGAAAGCUGUACCAGUUGAUAUAGAUCUGACCGUGAGUCGCACUAGUAUACCUGGCAAAUUCAGUACUCAAUCAACAACUGGCAAAGAGAUUGAAGUAAUUGAUCUAGAAUGUGAUUCCACUCAAGAAGAAAAGCCAAUCGACAAUAUGGAGAGAAAGUCAGAGGCUAUGUUUUCAGGCCUUGAGGGUUUCUCUAACCAUGCUCCAAGUACUGCUGAUAUACAUGAUGUUCAGGAUGGUUACGGGCUAAUGCUAUCAGAAUUGCUUGGGGCGGAUUUUCCAAACUGUUCUUCAGUAUCGACCGACAUAAAUUCUGUUCACAAUGAAAUGGGCCUUCAUAACGGAACCGUGCCAAUGGGAACACUUGCCGAGGAUGAUUCCAUAUAUAUGUCACUGGGAGAGAUACCACUACCACUAGGAUUUUUGCGGCCGUGGGAGCAGCCACCACCACAAGAUUAUCAGAAACCGUUUUGAUCCGAUGUGCUCCACAAUAUUCAACAGGGUCGUCAAUGAAGUCAAUAGCUUUACGUAAAAGUGAAAUUAAGUUUUCAUUUUGUAAGCUGAAUUCUAUUCUGUGUAAUUUUCUGUAAACUCUUUCUGAUGUCUCUGCAUCUGGCCUGAAGAUUAUUUGACAGUUACUAGAAAAGUUAAAUAUUCUAUUCCAUUACGUACUUGGUCAUCAGUAGGGAAUUGACAUUCUAAGAGUAUUGUGAAUCCUAUUACAAAUGGUCACUUCGAAUAUCAUAUGUAACUUAUAUCGUGUUCUAA
Molecule: messenger RNA, 2996 nt
Organism: Arachis stenosperma
Lineage: Eukaryota; Viridiplantae; Streptophyta; Magnoliopsida; Fabales; Fabaceae
Exons: 4
Coding region: 483-2702 (739 amino acids)
Source: RefSeq, a predicted model, not a curated record